AUGCAAAUCGAUGAUCAUCUAUUGCUGAGCCACCUUUACAGACUGCUUGUAAUAUCCCGCCUUAAAAUGCCGGUCAGGUCGAAAUACAUAUGGUAUCAUGGGCAGUUGGUCAGUAUCACAGGUACACCUUCAUCUUCACUAUAUCCUUUUAGUAAACUUAUGAGUUAUGGUGUUGUUUUGUGA
This is a messenger RNA of Haemonchus placei, 183 nucleotides long. NCBI's taxonomy places the organism in Eukaryota, Metazoa, Nematoda, Chromadorea, Rhabditida, Trichostrongylidae. The record is from the annotation of a GenBank genome assembly.